GCACUGAGGCUGAGCAGAAGAGAAGCAUUAAGCACACACGUGCACGCUGGUGGAAGGAUCUGUUACAUUGCAAAAAUUAGUUGAAGGCACAGAGUGACCACACUCCUGUCUGAAAGGAAGAAAGCUGAAAGCACUGAGGACUGGGAGCAGAACCUUCUGAACCAGCAGACAAGACGAACUAGAGAUGUCAGCGAAGACAACGGAAGCUGAGCCGACUGCCACUGGGCAGGCAGGCAUCAGGAAGAAAUCAAAAGUGCCUGGUGUUAUGAUAACGCAGUUUAAGGAGGAACUUCCAGAGGGAAAGACGACUCCAGAUUUCACCAGAAAACCCAUCGCUCUUACUAUUCAGGAGGGUAAAACUGCAGUAUUUAAAGCCAUUGUGGCAGGCAGUCCAACACCUACCAUGACAUGGAGCAGAGCAAACGGAGAAAUAUUUUUCCAUCCUGAUGUGUGCUUGCAAAAAUAUAAUGAAGAAAGUGAUGAGCACACCCUGGAGUUCCCUAAGGUGGCUCCAGAAGAUGCCGACACAUACAAGUGUUAUGCAACAAACGAAUAUGGCAGAGCAAUUUGCACCGUUGUCCUGAAUGUUAUUGAGAUGGGAUUUUCCAGAACAAAGGAACUUCAAAAAUUACAAGUUGAAGAUCCAACCGACCUAAGAAAGAAGCUUAAAAAACGUAAUUCAGAUGGAACACGGGAGCAAAAGCCAAUGGAACCAAAUGAAAAAGUCUGGGAAAUCCUGCUCAGUGCCGACAAGAAAGAUUACGAGAGCAUCUGUGCCGAGUACGGCGUCACAGACUUCCGCGGGAUGCUGAAAAAACUUACAGAAAUGAAAAGAGAGCGAGAAGAGGAGAUUGCACAGUUUAUCACACAUAUCAGGACACUAAAACCUAUUGAGGUCAAAGGUGAUGACUGUGCAACAAUUGAGUUGGAUAUGGAUCUUUUGGAUUCUGGCAGCAAAAUGUACUUGUACAAGGAUGGUGUUAUGGUUCCGUUCACUAAAGAAGAUGGUGAAGGAAUGAGGCAUAGUUUAAAACAAGUCGGCAAAAAGUAUAUAUUCACAAUUAAAAACCUGAAUAAGGAAGAUGCAGGGCUAUAUUCAGUGGAUGUUGAGGGGGUCAAUGUAUUCUCCACAGAUUUUAAAGUUCCUGAAGUUGACUUUGCUGUCAAAAUAAAAGAGGUCAAAGCAGAAGAAAGGGAGGAUGCCCUCUUUCAGUGUGUCCUAACUGCACCAAUAGCUGAGCUCAAAUGGUACGGCAAGAGCACUCUGCUCUCCAACAGUGAGAAACAUGAGAUAAUUGUAUCCGAAGAUAAGCUAAUCCACAAGCUGCUGGUGAAAGACUGCAAGCCUUUAGACGCUGGGAUCUACGCUGCUGUGGCAGGAAUUAAGUCUUGCAAUGCCUGGCUUAUUGUUGAAGAACCCGGAGUUCACUUUCAAGCUGGCCUUUCCGACUGCAAAGCCAUUAUUGGAGAAGCAGCAGUGCUGGAGUGUAAAGUAAGCAGCGAGGACUGUGCAGGAAUCUGGUACAAAGAUGGAGCCGAAAUUCAAUCAUCUGAUAACCUAACUAUUUCAAAAGAGGGAUGUUUCCACCGGCUGCAAAUUGUCAAAGUUACAGAAGAAAAUGCUGGAAAAUAUAAAUUUGAAGCAGAUGGGCGCAAGACGGAGGCUGAAAUAGUUGCUGAGGAUCCACCCAGAUUUAAUGCUGAGGAGCUAGAAGCAUUUAAGACACCUGUAACUGUGAAAAAGGGACAUAAGGCUACUUUCAAUUUGUCCUUCAUUGGACGAGAACCUAUAAAAGUUCAGUGGUACCGUGAGGGUGAAGAACUUUCAGAAGAAGGCAACAUCAAGAUUGAGACAUCCGAGGGAAGCAGUCGUUUGCUUACAUUGAAACUGCAGCGUAAAGACAGCGGUGAAAUUAAGAUCAAACUCAAAAAUGAAUAUGGCACAGUUGAGGCCAUCAGCCAGCUCAAUGUACUGGAUAAGCCAACACCUCCAAUGGGACCUCUUGAGAUUGUUGAAGCCGGCUCCUCUGCAAUUGAAUUCAAGUGGAGACCUCCAAAAGACAAUGGUGGCUGCAAGAUCCAAAACUAUAUUCUUGAAAGACAACAAAUUGGACGUAACACCUGGAAGAAGGUGGGGCCAAUUGGUCCAGAGGCCAAAUACAGAGACAGUGAUGUGGAUCAUGGUAGAAGAUACUGCUAUCGCAUCAGAGUGGAAACUGAAAUAGGCAUCAGUGAGCUGAUGGAAACAGAGGACAUACAAGCUGGAACAAAAGCAUACCCUGGACCACCAUCAGCACCAAAAGUUGUCACUGCCUUCAAGGACUGCAUCAGUCUCACCUGGUCUCCUCCUGCUGACACUGGAGGAACAAGUAUUCUGGGAUACAACCUUGAGAAACGCAAGAAAGGCAGCAAUCUCUGGGGCUUAGUCCACCCACCAAAUGAAAUAAUCAAAGGUAAAGGAUUUGCAGUUAAAGAUGUGGUUGAGGGCAUGGAGUACGAGUUCCGUGUGGCUGCAAUCAACGACUCUGGAGCUGGUGAAUUUAGUUCACCAUCUGAGUUUGUGUUUGCCAGGGAUCCUAAAAAGCCUCCUGGUAAAGUCCUUGACUUGAAAGUGACAGAUUCAUCCUACACAACCCUGUCCCUGUCUUGGACUGCACCUAAGGACAUUAAGGAGGUUGCGGAUGAAGCAAAGGGAUAUUUUGUGGAGAUCAGACCAGCAGAAAAUACAGAGUGGGAUCGCUGCAAUUCAAACGCAACAACCAUGACUUCAUAUACAGUAAAGGGCAUGAAGUCAAUGGCCAUGUACUGGGUGAGAGUCAUUGCUAUUAAUGAUGGAGGAGAGGGGGAGCCUCAGGAGCUAGACAAUUACAUUCUUGCCACGCCACCUCCUGUGAGGCCACGGUUCACAGAUGCCAAAAUCAAGAGUUUUAUGAUUGUAAGAGCAGGAAAUUCAGCACGAUUCAACAUUAACUUUGAGGCAUCACCUUGGCCAGAUGUAAUUUGGCUGAAGGAUGGAGUGCCUGUGUCUAAAAAGGUUACCAUCAGCAACGCUGACCGUACAUCUCAGCUUCUGAUUCCUGCAGCUGAGCGCUCAGAUACUGGAAUUUAUACCAUCGUUAUCAAAAACAUCGUAGGCCAAGAAACAUUCAGCGUUGAAAUUCGAGUCACAGAUGAGCCAAAGCCAUCUGGUCCCGUGGAGCUGGAUGAAAAUGUGCCUGGCACCGUGACCAUUUCAUGGACCCCGUCUCCUGAUGAGAAACGAGAUGACAGGCUACACUACCUGGUGACUAAGCGUGACUCAGUCAAAAGAAUCUGGCACACUAUUGGAGAUCGAAUCUUCAACAAUAGAUUCACGGCCUGCAACAUCAUGCCGGGCCGAGAAUACCAGUUCAGAGUUUAUGCAAAAAACGACAUGGGCUGCUCCAAACCUUCAGAAUCAACCAAGUGGCUGAUUCCUGCCAAAAAAGAAAAAUUCACUCUGAUAAUGCCAGAGUCGAAAGCCUGCGAUCUACAGUGUCCUCCCAAAUUCUUUGUUCCACUGAAAACGCACACCGCUCCUCAAGGAUAUGAAUGCUACAUGACUUGUGCUGUAAAGGGAGAACCAACACCUCACGUGACAUGGCUCCGGAACAACAUCAGUCUGAACACCAACACCAACUACUUCAUCUCCAACACCUGCGGAGUCUGUUCUCUGCUCAUUUUGAGGGUUGGAUCUAAAGAUACUGGGGAAUACAAGGUUAUUGCAGAAAACACCUUGGGAAGGGAUGAGAGUUCAACCAAACUAACAGUCAGAGAGUAAAUGAUCACAUAAGAUGGUAGCAAAAUCCCGGAUGUUGGGACUCCACCAACCGUGUAUUUUAGAGCUGAGCAAGCUGAGCAAAACCUAACAUUUGUGGAAUGCAAU
Molecule: messenger RNA, 3904 nt
Organism: Nematolebias whitei (Rio pearlfish)
Lineage: Eukaryota; Metazoa; Chordata; Actinopteri; Cyprinodontiformes; Rivulidae
Product: immunoglobulin-like and fibronectin type III domain-containing protein 1
Exons: 23
Coding region: 185-3799 (1204 amino acids)
Molecular function (GO): protein binding
Source: RefSeq, a predicted model, not a curated record